Molecule: messenger RNA, 6012 nt
Organism: Gadus macrocephalus (Pacific cod)
Lineage: Eukaryota; Metazoa; Chordata; Actinopteri; Gadiformes; Gadidae
Gene: nr3c2
Product: nuclear receptor subfamily 3, group C, member 2
Exons: 7
Coding region: 1268-2278 (336 amino acids)
Source: RefSeq, a predicted model, not a curated record
GCUGGACAACUUGAAGUGGCCAGCAUGCGCCGUCCUCCAUCUUCGGAUGGAAGACGGUGGAAAAAGAAAUGAACAGCAGAUAGGUGAGCAGGCAGAAGGACCGAGAACCGGAUCAGACUAUUUACUCUUGUUUGGCUCCCACAUAUCCUUUUCACCAGAUGGACAGGCUUGAUCACUGCAGCUUAUCCUGUUGUUCUCAGCAGACAAGCUGGUGCUGUAUAUACUGUACACUAACACACUGCCAAUCUAUAUGCUUGUAAACUGCGACCAGGUCCACCUACACACCAUAUUGUGUUGGCUCUUCAUGGACAAUAUGGAGAUGAAUCACCGAUUUUUUGUUCCGUUAUUGAUCGUAAAUCUAAAGGUUUGGGACCCGUCGGAGACUCACCGCAGGUGGAAGGGCGUCCUUAUCUGCACGCUAAACAAAGAGAAGUUAAGACAAAGAAAAUCAAAACUAAAAUAAAACUGUUGUCCCACGACGGCCUUAUUGAAGUGAUUAUGACUCUAAGAUUCAACGGUCGAUUCUCAAUGGGAAAAACGUAUGAGGCUUUCACAGUGACAGUCGACACUGACACUACUGUUUAUUGCAGGCUUUCAAAAAGUGUUUUAGCUGUCUAUUCGUCUAACACCGAAUUAGCUUCUGUUCUAUACGGGCCGUCGGUAGUGUUACGAGGGCAGAUAGUGACAACAGUAACCUUACACUCGUUUAGACUGGCCUGCUCUGUCCGCUGUCUCACCUGUGAAUAGGUUUGCUUUACUUAGUCUAAUGAAUUAUUUUAUGAGCCGCACCAAGAGAUAAAUUACAGAAGUUCAGAGUCCUCGAGACUUUGUCGUCAGUUGACACAUUUACGGUCGUGUUCUGCCGCUACUGUACCGAAGGCCAUAAAAGCAGGAGAUGGACAGGAGUGAGGAAGCCACCUGGCUUUGGUCGGCCUCCUCCAAGAGUGUCGCUGUGUGUCUUCCGCUUCCUGAUUUAUGUCUGAUUUGUAAAUAAAAUGUUGCAUCACGUGUCUUUUUUGUUGUCUCUCCUUCCAGCUCGUCACUAAGACAACCUUCAUCGACGGCCAAAGUGUGUCUGGUGUGCGGGGACGAGGCGUCCGGGUGCCACUACGGCGUGGUGACGUGUGGGAGCUGCAAGGUGUUCUUCAAAAGAGCGGUGGAAGGUCAGCACAACUACCUUUGCGCCGGCAGGAACGACUGCAUCAUCGACAAGAUCCGCAGGAAAAACUGCCCGGCGUGUCGCGUGCGGAAGUGUCUGCAGGCCGGCAUGAACCUGGGAGCACGUAAAUCCAAGAAGCUGGGCAAGCUGAAGGGAGUGAGCGAGGACCUGCACGGCUCCAAGGACAGCCAAACGACCGCCGGAGGUGGUGCGGGCGGGGGGGUCGGUGGCGGAGGCGGCGGGGGCAACGGCGGCGGCGGCGGAGGCGGGGGAGGUUACCUGUCCUCGGAGAAGGAGCUGAGCGCCAGCCAGGCCCAGAGCAACGCCCUGGUGCCCCACGGGCUGGGCGUGGUCACCCCCUACCUGCCCCCCUCCAUCUGCAGCGUGCUGGAGCUCAUCGAGCCGGAGGAGGUGUUCUCCGGCUACGACAACAGCAUGCCCGACACCACCGACCACCUGCUGUCUAGCCUCAACUGCCUGGCCGGCAAGCAGCUUGUGCGCAUGGUCAAGUGGGCCAAAGUACUUCCAGGAUUCCGAGGCCUGCCGAUAGAGGACCAGAUCACGCUGAUCCAGUACUCGUGGAUGUGCAUGCUGUCCUUCUGCCUCAGCUGGCGGUCGUACAAACACACCAACGGGCAGCUGCUCUACUUUGCCCCGGACCUCAUCUUUAACGAGGAGCGCAUGCAGCUGUCCGCCAUGUACGACCUGUGUGUGGGAAUGAGGCAGGUGAGCCUGGAGUUUGUCCGGCUGCAGCUUACCUACGACGAGUUCCUCUCCAUGAAGGUGCUGCUGCUGCUCAGCACAGUGCCCAAGGAGGGUCUGAAGAGCCAGGCGGCGUUCGAGGAGAUGAGGGUGAACUACAUCAAGGAGCUGAGGCGCUCGGUGGGCAAGGCCACCAACAACUCUGGUCAGACCUGGCAGCGCUUCUUCCAGCUCACCAAGCUGCUGGACGCCAUGCACGACCUGGUGAGCAACCUGCUGGACUUCUGCUUCUACACCUUCCGCGAGUCGGAGGCCCUGAAGGUGGAGUUCCCCGACAUGCUGGUGGAGAUCAUCAGCGACCAGAUACCAAAGGUGGAGUCGGGCCUCACGCACACACUGUACUUCCACAAGAAAUGACCGCGUCCGCCCCCCCCCCCCCCCCCCCCCCCCCCCCCCGCCCCCACGCGGGACGGGGAACGCAGAGCACCGGGAGGACACCAGAGAGACGCACCGCAACACGCCACACACUGACACCGGGAGGAGACGCCGAGGGGCCCGCGGGGGGAAGGCGGAGGGGGGGGGGGGGGGGAGGAGGAGGAGGAGGAGGAGGAGAAAGAGGGGGAGGAGGGUGAGGAAGGAUCGCCUCCUCUCUGGAAACCCGUGGAACCCGUUGGCCGUACCGUGCCGCCGCCGCCACCCCCACCGCCUCCACCCCCACCGCCGCCUCCGCCCGCCAUCGAAGCUCUCUCUCCAGGACGGAGGACACCGAGAAGGAGAGAGGGGUGCAUUGCUGUGGUGUCCCUCCUUCCUCCCCCCCCCCCCGAUGCCCUGCCCGCCCCACCCCCUCACCCAGGGGUGGAGAUGAGUGAGGGUGGGGGUCGUCCGAGGGGAGGAGAGAUGACCCCCCUUGUAUUCCCCUAAGACUCUCCGUCUUCUGUGGGCGGGAAUUAAAAAAACGAAAAAACGGUUCUUGGGAGUUGAGGACAUCGCACACAAACACAAACACACACACACGAGCACACACACGGACCCAGAAGAAGGUCUUGGGGAGUGAGAUAGGACUGAUCAUCCCUGACCCCACCCCCAGCCCCCCCCCGUCCCCCUGUCCCCCCUUGCCAGACCCCCGUGCCCAAAAGACAAUGACUUCAAAGUGUUUUCUAUGGAGACCAAGCCAUACAUUUCCAAAAUGAAGCAUUUCGCCCCUUGCACCAUGCGCAAACAUAUACACACACACACAUUUAUACAAGUAGUGUGUGAGAGGGAUUAUCACAAAGUUCACACACUCUUCUCCACGUAUGUAGAAAGAAAUGCACAAACACACUCCACAUAAACUACCACACACACCUUUUCUCACAUUUAACUAAAAAAAAGACAAAAAACUCACUCAUUAGCAGUUGCUUAUGCAGUCUUUAAAGAAAUGAACACAGUACUUCUCAAAUAUGUACAAAAGAAAAAGAGCCAAUAUCUAGUUUUAGCUUUGCAACGUAUUGACUUACAGUAACGUAACAACACACGGCUAAAUAAUUAAUUUGUUUGUUUUUUACGAGAAAACAAACCUAAGGCAAAAUGUCUAUUUGACUAUAUUUAAAGGGCUAUACUAGCUGAAUAGUGACUUCAAUUCUAACCUUGAUAAUCCCAACCGUGAGAUUCUCCACCUGGGAGAACACCACUCUCUCAACUCUUUAUUCAGAAAACCCUUUUUAUAAAUAAGAAAAAAUGCAAAACACAAUACAAUCAGAACUAAUAUGCAAAACCUCAGAGCUAAUGCUGUUUUAAAAAAAUAUAACAUUUCUAUCGUUUGGCGGUAAGCUUGAGCAAAAUGCACGUAAGACACCCAUUUCAGGAUGAGUACUACUUUUUUUUCUCAGUGGGGGGGAAAAAAAUAUUUUCUUCGUUCAAACGCUAGAAAUGAAAAGUUCCAGACUUCAGUAGUGAUGGCGGUUAGACCGAAGGUGCAUCUAUAUACUAGUAAGGACAGUUAUUUAUGUGAUCUCCAUACUUGUCCGUCCCUAUUGUUCCGUUCUACUCUCCAUGAAGCGAAACCAGCCCUUAGUGAACUCACCACGUAUCGUCUCUUCCCAGAAAUAAUAACAAAUAAUAAUAUGAAUAACAACAUAGCGUUUUCAUACAAGGUGUGACGCCAGGUUUGUCGUUUUUAAACGACGAGCCCAGACGUUUUACAUUUACGGUGCUUCUUUUUUCUACUAAAGCCAUGCAAACUAUAACGUAAAUAUGUACAGUAAACUUCACAGGCGCUCCAUCCCGAAUACUCACUUUGGACGCGGGCUCAAUCCCUACGCUCUAUUAUCUUAAUGUAAUCCGAAAAAAAAUAAAACUUUAACAAAAAAAUAACACAAAAAAAAAAUAAAACACCUACAGUCGCGAUAGUGCUUUAAGCAAACGGCUUCAUGACAUAAAUACCUGGCGUAACAUUUACAGGUAUAAAAACGCUGCACUCACCUUCUCCUCAGCUCCUGUACAAAUAUUUUUGUUGUUUUUUUAGGUACCUGUUGCGAAAAACAAACCGACACUUCGGUGGUUGGUUAAGGUGACAUUUUGACUGCUUUCUGUCAGUGUUGUUUUGUUUGAUUUCUCUCAUUUUAUUCUCAUUUUGUGGGCCAAAACUUCAAGAGAUACCGGGUCUUGUAAGACCCGGUGAUCUGGACCAGUACCGCGUCUCUCGCACCUCAGUGAUGGCAAAGUAUUUCGGAAAAUACGACGUGAAGCUACUGAAACAGAAGAGAAAGAACAGAACAGAAGACAGAUAGACGCGCUGAGAAGGAUGAGAAUAGUUGUGUGUGCGUGAUUAUUCUUUGUGAGUUUCUAUUUGCCGAUGCGUGCGUGUGUGUGUGUGUGUGUGUGUGUGUGCGCGCAGGUGUGUAUGUACAGUACUUGUGCAUGCUCAUCUACGUGUGGUGUAUACUAUUAAGUUUGUGUCUAUGUUCCCUUUCGCAAUCGUGAGUAUUAUGCAUUCAUAUUAUAUAGGAUUAACCGUAUCCGAUUUCUACACUUGGACAAAACAAUGAUUUUGCACAGAGGAGAUAAUACAAUGUGAAAUGAGACUUUAGCUGCAAGGUUGCAGAACAAAAUUAAUUUUGCCAUGAUCAGCCCAGCAAACAGUUGGACCAGAGCGAGGAACGGAUUGUUAGCAACACUGGGAUGGGUUGGUACACUGUUACUAGUGUUAGGGUCCAUAGCGACCGUGGUCAUGGCGACGAGGUGAUGGUGGUGAUUGUAUGCGGUGAAUAAGGGUGAAUACAGCAUAUAUAUCAGUAUAUAUAAAUAUAUGUAUAUAUAUCGAUGUAUAUAUAUGUAUAAACAAGCGAAAGCCCACUAUUUUGUUUCACUUUAUUGUUCCUGUUUUGUUUUUAUUUGUUUGUUUAUUGUGCAUCGCUUUGUACAAUAAUCUCUCACUUUGUCGUUCUUUGCCCCCCUUUAAAAAACAACAACAACUGUCAACCGGUUUAGAGUGAAUGGAAAAGUAUUUUUGAAAGAAUUAUAUUUUGCUGGAAUACAAUAUUUAAGUACUUUGUCUAAAAUAUCCCUUUUUUGUAAGAUGAAAUUAAUGCAUGCUUUUUGACGAGAUGUUUACAUUGUAUUUAAAGAAGGGAAAACGUGUGCCUUUUUUAUCUCACCCAAUUUACAAUUUUCAAAGUGUAUAUUGUAAAUAACACAGCAAGGCUCUAUGUUGAGUUUAGUAUAUGAAAUUUAUACUUUAACCAUCCUGCAAAACGUAUGUGUUUUACCCCUCGUCGUAGUGUGUUGUGAGCUCGGAGAAAUGUAUAUAUAUAUAUAUAUAUAUAUAUACAUAUAUAUGUAUAUAUUUAUAUAUAUGGAGGAGUUAUGAAUGUAUCAAUCAAUUAUGAGCUUACUACCUGAAUGUUAGAGAGACGUCACUAACUCUUUUAUUUUUAAAUUAUUUGUUUUUGCAUAAUUUUUCUCUUUUUGUUGCAUUAUUUUCAUGUGACCCAGACGAAACGUCAGACAUUUUUCUUUGUUUGUUUUUGUAACAGAAGAUGUAUCAAGUAAUUGAUCUGAGAGUUGUUGCUGUCAUUUUGAUUUACUUCAAGUAAAGACUUAAUUGUAUGGUGGAUACCACAGUAAAAACAAGAAAUCACUCACUAUUAAAGAUUAAAUGCCGAAAAGUAUCA